Messenger RNA from Symsagittifera roscoffensis, 718 nucleotides. Its product is annotated as UPF0598 protein C8orf82 homolog. Bases 2 to 670 code for a protein of 222 amino acids. The transcript has a single exon. Lineage: Eukaryota; Metazoa; Xenacoelomorpha; Acoela; Convolutidae. The record is from RefSeq and is a predicted model, not a curated record.
AAUGGUCUUAAGGCGAGUGUUCAGGCGAUUUGUAAGCCAUUCGGCUUAUGUACAAGGGCAAUUAAUAGAUGAGUCAGUGCGUGAAUAUUUCUACUAUCUGGACCACCAGGGACAACUUUUUCUUGAUGAUGUGAAGUCGAAGAACUUUAUAACUUGCUUUAAGGAUCAGCAAUUUUUGUCCUUUUUCUUCAGAAUGCUGAAAAAAAAUAAGUACGAGAGAUACGAUGAACAUUUUCCAUUUGUGUCUCUGUGCGGAAAAGAGCGAAAUUUUUUACGAUGUGAUGAUGUUCCAAUUGUUUUUACUCACAUUAAAUGUGGCGAUACUAUAUUAGAAAAUCUGAAUGACCUUGAGCCAAGUUCUGACUUCUAUUUAAUUCCAAACAAUAUUAUAAAGCAAAAUUUGUUGAAUGUUCCUUUUAACCCCGCUGGCUUAUGCAUGCUUCCAAAUUCUGGAAGAUUGUACCAUCCAAGCUCGGAACGGCAUGGCGGAGUAGGACUAAUAAAGUCAUCACUUGCGAUUGAAUUAAGCAACCGGUUCAUAUAUGAUUCAAGUCAGCCUGAGAUUGAGGUUGAUCCCGGAAAAGGGCCAAUUGCAUUUGACUGGUUUGGAGAGCGAAUUCGUUUGAAUAAUAGAAUUCUUGAUAAAAUUAAAGAGACUGAUGAAAGUUAGAUGUAUAAAUAUACUGAAAUUAGUUGUUAGGUUGUUUGUACAUAAUAU